Hypoxylon trugodes is the source of this 844-nucleotide messenger RNA. RefSeq lists its product as uncharacterized. The coding region runs from base 309 to 674 and encodes 121 amino acids. NCBI's taxonomy places the organism in Eukaryota, Fungi, Ascomycota, Sordariomycetes, Xylariales, Hypoxylaceae. The record is from RefSeq and is a predicted model, not a curated record. The transcript has a single exon.
GUCGCAAUGUGUUAUUGAUGAUGAGUUCUAAACCAUAACUACGUGUAAGGAUAUGGUAGUCGGUUUGAUCCGGCGCAUCUAUGAUGAUUUCGAAAUCAUGACGUUAGACUUGUAGAAUUAUAUAUACCAUACAACCCUUAUAUAAUGAGCCGCAUUGAUCUAACCUCCUAUCUACUUCAUCUCAUCUCAAUCAGAAAUCUUGUCCUGAAGACUAAAAAUCACUUGAGAUUAAUGACAACCGCCCAGUUUGAAGCUACUAAGAAUUAAUUUACUACUCAAAAUUAGUCAAUACAUCAUUACCUACGAAGAUGCUGCCCAGGAUAUCUAGAUCACGCUUCCGUAGGGCGGGCCGCUUCAAUACGCCUUCCCAACUCCCCUCUGCUUACACACGUUCGUUCGCCUCAUCAACAUCCCACUUAGCUAUCAAAGCGGACCAAACGAAGAAAGGGAAUGACCCCUCGUCGGAACAGAAGGAAGAGCACCAUGAACAAGCUACACAGACAGCAUCUAGUGAAAGCCGCGAACAUCCCGCCAAGCAACCGGAUCCGCAGCCAAGUCCGAGCAAGUCGACCGGUGUAAGGUCCGAGGGACCUGGGGAAUCAAAGGCGGGAGAGGGGGUUGAUCGGGGUGUUCAUAAGGAAAGGGGAGCUGGAGCGGGUCAGCAUAGGGGAUAAUUAGUAGGUAUUUUAUCAUCUAUAUAGUUCUUAAAAAUGCAUCUCAGUGUAUAAUCCGAAGUGAAGGUGUUCGUGGAAACGGAGAGUUCGGAGCUAUGACGAUUAGAUUAGAUCGGAGAAUAGAGCCACAACGAGGAAUCAACUAGCCUCGUCACGCGGCUUGUUUCCUU